AAAAUUGGUUAUCAUCAUAAUGCUUCCAUGUGAUAUUCUGUUUCAUAAUUAUCUUGAAUAAUAUCACAGAAUGCCUUCAGCUAGAGAAGUAGGAGUAUUGUAGGCAAAUGGUGUCAAUUCCAGCGACAGACAUCCAUGGUUUUAGGUAAUUAUUUUUUAUGAAAUAAUUGUGUACCAAAUAUUGAAGUCUUCAGCAACAUGAGCCAUGGAGUCUCUAAAUGUAACAAAUGUCAAUUCAAAUUUCUUCGAUGUUGUUAGUAUUAAAUUUCAUUGGCCAGCUGAUAUUGACACCAUCACUGAAACGUCUUUCACAACACCAAACCACCUACUCCUUAAACAAACUUUUCUCUCAAACUCAACUAAUAAAAGCAACUAAAAAAUCUGAAUCCCUAUUAACUGCAGCAAUAAAGUAUCAGGUUCAAAUGGGCAUCCAAGCAAUUGAACAAGUCAAGCCGCUAGUUUUUGAGCUUGCUAUAAGAAAAGCUUAGCAUCUCUCUCUCCACACUCUAAAUAUUCAGCACCACUCUAUCCAACCUUCUCCCUUCUUGCAUGACAAAAAUGGAGGGGCUGAUCCCCUUGGUCUAUAGAGCCAUCAAGGGAAAGAAAACCAGACGUCAAUACGAGUGUCUCUCCUCAGGUGCAGCACUGUUCAACGAUUCUGAAUUCAAUGCCAAUGGCCGCAUGUUCAUGACACCUCCACCAAAGAACAACAAGCAUAUCUCAUCAGGCAUUGUAGCAUUAGAGAUGACUGAAUUCGAUACCCAUGUCCAUCGGUUCAUGACACCUCCACCAGAGAAGCUUGGAGGCUUCAUUGAAGGAAACAACAGACAUCAGAGGCAUAUCUCAGUGCAAGAAUUCCCUCAUGAGUCCUUGUCGCCGGAGAAGCCCAUCAAACCACCUCGUUUAAGGAAAGAUUUUGGUGUAAGGAGCCAUCGUGUGUUCGCUUGCAUCGCUGGCAGGUAGAGUUUGAAAUCAUAUGGGGAAUGGAUGGAGGAAGGAGAUGAUGGUAUGUUCGAAAAAAGUUGGUCUUUUGGUGUAAUUGUCAUGUAAGUGUCAAAAGUGAACUCUACAUAAAUUCUGCAUGCAAGGAUAAUUCUUCAUUUCA
Molecule: messenger RNA, 1105 nt
Organism: Elaeis guineensis (African oil palm)
Lineage: Eukaryota; Viridiplantae; Streptophyta; Magnoliopsida; Arecales; Arecaceae
Source: RefSeq, a predicted model, not a curated record